UCGAGUUCCAGCAUACGGCUAUUCUGAGCACAAGCUAUGGCGCUUCCUCUCCUCCGUCAUUACCCUCUCUCUCCUCCAACCCUCCUUUUUCUUCCCUCUUCCAAAUCCUAUCCACCGAAUCCUCCCUUCCCUUUCUCCUCUAUCUCCUAUUUGCUUCCCUUCUUUAAACAGCGAAACAAGGCAGCACUUAUCCGGCAGCAAUGCACUCGUAUCGCUUCUUCUUCACCCGAAGGAAGCUUGGCUUCGGUGGUAUCUGAACAAGGAGCAGAGGAAUCUGAAGAGAAGCCGGCGGAGCCUAGUAGGAGGCUAAUUGCACAGAACAUACGCUGGACUUGCACCGCCGAGGAGAUCAAGACCCUCUUUGAAAGGCACGGGACUGUGAUCGAUGUUGAGCUUUCAAUGUAUGAUAAUAGCAGAAACAGGGGAUUGGCAUUCAUCACCAUGGCUUCUGAGGAAGAGGCUAUUUUGGCUCUCAGUAAUCUGAAGUCUUAUGACUUGAAUGGCCGAGUCAUAAAGGUGGGGUUUGCAAGGUCUUUGAAGAAAAAGUCCGAUCAGGAAACAACAGCUUCAACAGCAACAUUUAAUGUAUUUGUUGGGAACUUGGCUUGGAGGGUAAGGUCUCGAGAUCUGAGAGAACUUUUUGGCAACACUGGGAAACUGAUAUCUGCUGAAGUCAUUUUUCAAAGCAACCCGAGGAGAUCAGCCGGUUAUGGAUUUGUCUCCUACUCUACAGAAGAAGAAGCAGAGGCAGCAAUAACUGCGCAUAAUGAGAAGAGAUUAAUGGGAAGGAAGGUACGCCUGGUUCUUGGAAAACCACAAGCGGAUAAAUCUGAAGGAAAAUCUUCUGAUGAUUUGCUGCCUUUUGAGGCAUCAAGCGAAUCAAAUCCUUGAGGAGAAAUUCUAUUCUAAAUUGAUGGUAUUCUUGAUUUGGCAUAGCAAGAAAUUAGUUUUGUUGUGACAAAUAAGUAAUUUUUGUUUAAUAAGAAAUCAUGAGUUUAAUUAUUUGAA
Molecule: messenger RNA, 1008 nt
Organism: Dendrobium catenatum
Lineage: Eukaryota; Viridiplantae; Streptophyta; Magnoliopsida; Asparagales; Orchidaceae
Product: 30 kDa ribonucleoprotein, chloroplastic
Exons: 4
Coding region: 37-891 (284 amino acids)
Cellular component (GO): cytosol
Molecular function (GO): mRNA binding
Source: RefSeq, a predicted model, not a curated record